AUGAACGGAACAAUUCUGAAAAUUGUUGGCGCCGAAUGGAAAGGGGUUCUAAACGUGGCUACAGAAAUUACCGGAUCUAAAACAUUUAUUUCCGGAGCCGCAUUUGAAAUGCUGCUUGAUCUGCAGUUCAUUUUAAACUUUAAGCCGGAAUUUACCGUUGUGGAUGAUUACUUUCCGGAUCAUCCCACCAACUCCAGCAUAGCUUAUCACCUCUCGGUAAAGAAUGCUGACAUCGCGAUCGGCCUUCUCUACUACGUGCUACCCCGUUUGGCGCAUGGCUCAAUCUUAGUUCCCCUUGGAAAUGAACCAUUCCAAGCCUAUUUUCUGCAACCUAGCGUAAAAAACGAGUCAGUGUACCAUAAGCCAUUGCCGAUAUCCCUCCUACUCUCGAUGGUACUCUUAUUAGCGAUAAUUUGCAUCUUGACCAUCUUAUCGUCGAAAAAUAGUACCGUUGUCGAACUUUCGUUCAGAGAUUGGAUAGUCGUCAUGCUUAAAAGCGUAUUUUGGGCGUUUGCUACAAUAAGUCAACAAGUUCUACUGUCGGGAGGACUCAUGUGUUCAACAAUGUUAUACAUUUACUAUGCUGCCUCCAUUCUUUCGUAUUUUAACAGGGAUGUUGUCGAGACGAUUCAAAAUUUUACGCAACUGUUGAUCUCAAGCUUCUCGGUGUAUACAGUUUCCUCCGUGACGUCAACCCUCUUAGAAAACCAUGGCGUUACUCAUGAAACAUUUACAGAUGUGGGACAGAAUGCCUCAAUUUUAAAGAUUUUCCAAAGAGGGCACGCCCAUCUCGACACGGACGAUAUUUUCUAUCCAGACGCAGAAUCUCUGGGAAUACCAAACUCACAAGUUUGUACUGUAUCGAAAGUGAAAGUCUUGAAGGGAGGUGGCUUAACGUCAGGGUUUUACUGUCAACAAGGAUUCGAACAUAGGGAAGGGUUCAAUUUUGGAAUUUUAAGGAUAUGUGAGACUGGACUAGCGCGCAGAUACACAGAAGCUUAUCGGAUCGAUAUGGUCGCCCAAUGUUCGAAACGUUAUAUACGUUACCAUGAUCACUUGGGGUUGAAUGAAGUAUCGCUUGCAUUUCUUGGAUAUUUCUUUUAUAUAAUUUUUGCUAUAUUGAUAUUAAUGGGGGAGUGGUGUUGGUUUAAAGGAUUUGUGCGUUAUCAUUGAUUAUACAUGCACAAAUAGUUAUCCCAGUGGCAAAACCUCGAUUCAAGAUGUACGAUUCCAGUGCACAAAUGCUUUAUGUGGUACUUUAAUGUGAGU
Molecule: messenger RNA, 1269 nt
Organism: Folsomia candida
Lineage: Eukaryota; Metazoa; Arthropoda; Collembola; Entomobryomorpha; Isotomidae
Exons: 6
Coding region: 1-1173 (390 amino acids)
Source: RefSeq, a predicted model, not a curated record